Messenger RNA from Haemonchus placei, 1365 nucleotides. The record is from the annotation of a GenBank genome assembly. NCBI's taxonomy places the organism in Eukaryota, Metazoa, Nematoda, Chromadorea, Rhabditida, Trichostrongylidae.
AUGGCGACGUCUUAUAUACCAGCGGGUAGGGUGUUCAUGAAUGAGUUUUGUCGAAAGGCUGAUGAUGAUGUCAUUUACUGGAAGCGAAUGCAGCAACUCGCGGUCUUCCAAGAACCUGCGUCGGUUUCCUCAAUCGCCUUCAGCCCUAACAAACCCUACAAUGUCGCAUCAACAAGUUCAGUCAGGCUCUCACUAUACGAUACCGUCGUUUGUGAACCAAUCAAUAUGUUCAGCAGGUUCAAACGUGCGGUUUGUGGUGUAAAGUUUCGCCGUGAUGGAGAACUGCUAGCAGUAGGUGGAGAGGAAGGCAAAGCUCGGAUAUUUGAUCUGACCCAGUCUAGUGCACCAUUACGUAGCAUCAACGCUAGUCAGGCAACUAUUCAUUGUGUGGAAUUCUCACCUUGCGGUAGAAUGCUGUAUACGAUGGCUAGUGAUGGGAGAGUUAAACAUUGGGAUAUUUCCGAUACGGGAGCGGCAGCGGUAUGUGAUUACGCUGCCCAUCAAGACGAAAUUCGAACAAGUGCAGUAUCUACUUUGAAUCACAACUUAAUAUUAACAGGUGGAUAUGAUCAUAAGGUCAAAUUAUGGGACUCGCGCUGUCUAAGAGAUGGCCCAAGCGUGGAGAUGGAUGCAGGCUUCCCAGUAGAAAACGCCAUUUUUUUGAAUAGUGAGCAUCUUGUGGCGACAGCGGCCGGACCUUUAGUUAAAGUUUGGGAUGUGACUGUCGGUGGACGGUUACUUAUGCCGCUUCAGCAGCAUAACAAAAGUGUGACGUCUCUAUGCCUUGGUGCUGAUGGUGAUAUUCUUCUAACGGGUGGUCUUGACCGACAAGUCAACGUUAUUCGUGUUCUCGACUUUUCAUUGCUACAUUCGAUGCCCAUGGCAUCAUCUGUAUUGGCCCUGGCUAUGUCUCCUGAUGACCAAACUAUGGCUGUUGGGAUGGGACAUUUGCUUGCUAUACAUCGUCGGGCUCCAGAGUCGAAAGCUAUUGUUUCUGCUCAAACUGUCGACAAGCGCGCUAUGAUUCGCACUGCUGCACCAAAGGUGCAAAUGCAGGAGGCAGGAAAAUCAAAAGAAAGUGUGGAGAUCAAAGCGAAGUCCAGUGACAUGCAUCGACUGUCGAAGGUCGACACGUUACUAAGGGGAUAUCAGCACGCAGCGGCCAUCAGAAAAAUGUUCCAUUGUAAGCGCUUGCUUGUACUAAGUAGUUUGGCAAUAAUCUUGAUUUUUCUUAUUGCAGCGUAUUUUUUCCACAGCAGAAAGGAAGAAGUUGUUGCAUGGCUGUUAGUAAUUCUACGACGAGGAGCCAUACAUCGAGCGAUUGCUGGUCAAGAGAAUAACGUUCUAUGCAACAUGUUAAAGUGA